AUGCUACUAAAUUUGACUGAAUUUAUAACGAAUAGUACAGCCGGGAAGGCAAUGAUCUAUUCAUGUAAAUCAUAUUGUGGUGGGUGGGGCGAUCGUUUACGUGGCAUUACUUCUGUUUACAUUCUUGCUCUCUUGACACAUCGUCGUUUUAUGAUCGAUAUGAAUUAUCCAUGUCAAAUUGCUCAAGCACUCGAACCGAAUCUUGUCAAUUGGACAUAUGUCCAACAUACAUCACAGAAAAAUCUAACACGUUUAUCAGUCAAUACGAUGCCGCCAUGGGCAACUGCUGCUCGAACUAUCAUGGGGAAUACCGUGAAGUCAAAAGAUUUCGUCAAACAUUGGUCUGGUUAUGACGAAGUAUGGAUAUCGACCAAUCUUGACUAUAUAACACCGGCACUUCAUAAUCCUUAUUUAUCAACUAGAACUCGAAAUCUACUCGGUCUUUUACCACUUCGUGAAGCCAAAAUGAAAACGCUCUUUGCACUACUCUUCGAAUUUCUCUUCAAACCAACAUUACCUGUUCAAAUUCGAGUUAAUUCUAUUUUAGCCGCAUCUCAUCAUCGUCAUCUUAUUUGUUUACAUAUUCGUAUAGGGAAAAAUCCGACGAAUCCGCUUGAUACUGCCUCUGCCACUCGAGGUCAUACAACACAAGACAUGCUGAAGUUUCUCGAUAUGUAUCUAUUGAAUUAUUCUUCACCGUUUUUCUUUGUCACAUCGGAUAGUGGCCAAGCUAUUUCAGAUGUUUUGCAUCAUUUUCCAAAUUCAUCAAUGACUAUUGCUGGUCCAAUUCUACAUAUAGAUCAUUUCGAUCGAAAAACAACGACUAUUUCCGAUGGUUUUAUCAAAGCUAUUGCAGAUUUUUAUGUACUAGGCGAAUGUCAAACGUCACUUUUAUCAAUAAGUGGGUUUUCCUUAUGGGCCAACCGUCGACGAUUAAAACCGAAUGAGAAUUUGUAUUAUUAUUUCGACAAAACUAAAACAGUACAAAAAGGUUGA
Messenger RNA from Adineta steineri, 996 nucleotides. NCBI's taxonomy places the organism in Eukaryota, Metazoa, Rotifera, Eurotatoria, Adinetida, Adinetidae. The record is from the annotation of a GenBank genome assembly.